Eurytemora carolleeae is the source of this 1383-nucleotide messenger RNA. It is a transcript of the gene eIF3m, whose product is annotated as eukaryotic translation initiation factor 3 subunit M-like. Lineage: Eukaryota; Metazoa; Arthropoda; Copepoda; Calanoida; Temoridae. Gene Ontology annotation, biological process: cytoplasmic translational initiation. Gene Ontology annotation, cellular component: eukaryotic translation initiation factor 3 complex; cytoplasm. The transcript is spliced from 11 exons. The record is from RefSeq and is a predicted model, not a curated record. The coding region runs from base 34 to 1179 and encodes 381 amino acids. Gene Ontology annotation, molecular function: translation initiation factor activity.
UAUUUAGUUUCAUUUAGAUAUAUUUUCAGAAGAAUGAAUGUUCCCGUAUUUAUAGACAUUAAUCAGGAUGAACAAGUCGAGGAGCUCCGAGCCUACUUUAAAUCUUUGGGGGCAGAUAUUUCCGAGGAGAAAUCUGAACUAGGAUUAGAAGACGACCUUCAGAAGAUAAUUGGAGUUUGUGAUGUUUGCUUUAAUUCUGCUGCUGAGAGUGAUGUUGAAGGGAUCAUGAAUGGUAUAGUGAGUAUGCUAGCCUUGAUCACCAAGGAGGAACUGAUCAUCUCUUUCUGUGAGAAGCUGAGCAAGGCUCCAACCCAGCAGCUUGGCAUGGUCUGUCUCAAGGUUCUAUGGUUCCUGUUCAUGUCCCUGGACGAUAACUCCAGCAUGAGGUUCCAGGUGUACUACUACCUGGUGGGCGUGGCAGGGAGGACCCACCAGCUCCACACUGUCUACAAGGAUAUGGCGACCACCAAAACCAUGUUUAACAAGGCACCGCCUUCCAGCGACCAGGUCCAGAAGCUCUACAGGCUUCUCCACGAGAUGUUGCUGCUAAAUGGUAAAUCUGAUGAUGCUAGCCGUGUAAUGGUUGAGCUUCUCGGUACAUACACCACGGAGAACGCGAGCCAAGCGAGAGAGGAGGCUCAGCGUUGUAUCAUUGCUUCACUAGCUGAUCCUAACACUUUCCUGUUGGAUCACUUGCUGCAGUUGAAACCUGUCAAGUUCCUGGAGGGAGAACUUAUUCAUCAACUUCUAAGUAUAUUUGUUGGAGAGAAACUGGAUGCUUAUAUCAAGUUCUAUCAGCAACAAAAGGAGUUUGUGAACGGACUCGGGUUGAAGCAUGAAGAUAAUCUGAGGAAAAUGAAACUUCUCAGCUUUAUGCAGAUGGCUGAGAAUAGGAGUGAGAUCACGUUUGCCGAGGUGAAGGACUCAAUGCAGUUGAACGAGAACGAGGUGGAGGAGUUUCUCAUAGACGUCAUCAAGACGAGACUCGUCAGGGCUAAAAUAUCUCAGGGAGAUGGAGUAGUUUAUGUUUCCUCCACAAUGCACCGAACCUUCGGUACUGGAGACUGGCAACAGCUUCACUCUCUUCUAUUAGGUUGGAAAACCAACCUUCACAGCAUCAAGGAACAUAUGGCUCAUAUAGCAUCCACUCAGGUUGAGUUAAUGCACAAAAAGAACUAGUCCUUGUCCAGCUCCUGCUCUUCAUCCUGAUCCUGGUUCCACAUCAUGCCAACAAUCCGGAAAUAUGUAUUCUGUAUCUUGUUCACCAGAUCUGUGCGCGCCGGAGCGCCUUUCUUUGCAUAAUACUAAGCGCUCCGGCGCGCACGUAAUAGUUAUGGUUGUUUUAAGCUUGGUACGGAGAACAUUCUUUUUCUUGAUUUCAGA